UUCAUUAACUUUUAGUUCAUUCCUACACACCCAAAAUGAACCGCCACUUACUAAAAUCCGCCUCUCGCACGGCCAUCUUACUAAUUUUUUUAGUACAUUUUACGGCAGCCGCAGCCGCACUACAGUCGCCGUUCGCUUGCGAUUCUCGGAAUCCAAGCACCAAAAAAUACGCAUUUUGUAGAACAGAUUUGCCUAUUAGAGAACGAGCCAAAGAUUUGGUAGGUCGUUUAACAUUGGAUGAGAAAGUUUCUCAAUUAGUGAAUACAGUCCCAGGCAUUCCUCGCCUCGGCAUCCCAGCAUACGAAUGGUGGUCCGAAGCGCUUCACGGGGUGGCCGACGCUGGGCUUGGGAUUUCACUAAGUGGUACAGUUAAUGGUGCUACUAGCUUUCCUCAGGUUAUUCUUACUGCUGCGUCUUUUGAUGUUCAUCUGUGGUACCGCAUUGGCCAGGUAAUAGGAAAAGAAGCAAGAGGAGUAUACAAUGUAGGACAAGCAAAAGGAAUGACAUUUUGGGCACCAAAUAUAAACAUAUUUAGAGAUCCGAGAUGGGGAAGAGGGCAAGAGACUCCAGGAGAAGAUCCAUUGAUGACUGCAAACUAUGCAAUGUACUUUGUUAGAGGUGUUCAAGGAGACUCCUUUGAAGGUGGGAAGCCGCUAAGUCACCUUCAAGCAUCGGCGUGCUGCAAACAUUUCACUGCUUAUGAUAUGGACCGUUGGCAUAAUAUCACUCGCUAUGUCUUUGAUGCUCAUGUAACAGCACAAGAUAUGGCAGAUACAUACCAGCCUCCAUUUGAGAGCUGCAUACACCAAGGAAGAGCCAGCGGCAUAAUGUGUGCCUAUAAUCGUGUCAAUGGAGUUCCCAAUUGUGCUGAUUACAAUCUCUUAACGAAGACAGCUCGAGGAAAAUGGGCUUUUGACGGGUAUAUUACCUCAGACUGUGAUGCGGUAUCAAUAAUACAUGACGCUCAGGGGUAUGCUAAAACUCCAGAAGAUGCAGUGGCUGAUGUCCUAAAAGCGGGAAUGGAUGUAAAUUGUGGUUCAUACCUGAAAAAUUACACAAAAUCAGCAGUAAUAAAACGAAAAGUUGCGGAAGCACAGGUAGAUAGGGCGCUUGAGAACUUGUUUGCAGUGAGAAUGAGGCUGGGUUUGUUUGAUGGCAACCCAAGAAAUCUGCAAUUUGGGAACAUUGGUUCUGCCCAAGUGUGCACUAAGUACAACCGCGCCUUAGCCCUUAAGGCUGCGCAAUCGGGCAUUGUUCUUUUGAAGAAUAAUAACAAGCUUCUUCCAUUAGCUAAAGGAAAAACCGCCUCCCUUGCUGUCAUAGGCCCUAAUGCCAAUGCUGCUAUGACACUUCUAGGAAAUUACCAUGGCCGCCCUUGCAGUUCUAUUACUCCGCUUAAAGCACUACAAAGCUACGUGAAGAACACAAGAUAUCACACUGGAUGUAGUAAUGUGGCUUGUUCUUCUGCUUCAAUCCAAGAAGCUGUGGCGAUUGCAAAAGGAGCAGACUAUGUGGUGCUAAUUAUGGGUCUGGAUCAAACACAAGAAAGAGAAGAUUUUGAUCGUACAGAUUUAGUGCUUCCUGGUAAACAAUCCAGUCUCAUCACACAGGUCGCUAGAGCUGCAAAGCGACCUGUCGUAUUGGUGAUCCUCUCAGGCGGUCCAGUUGAUAUUACUUUUGCUAAAGUAAAUCCCCACAUCGGCAGCAUUAUCUGGGCUGGUUACCCUGGUGAAGCUGGAGGUGUUGCACUUGCACAAGUCAUUUUCGGAGAUCACAACCCAGGUGGAAAAUUGCCAAUGACUUGGUAUCCGAGACAAUUUGUCAAAGUUCCAAUGACAGACAUGAGGAUGAGAGCAGACCCUGCCACAGGCUAUCCAGGGCGAACUUACAGGUUCUAUCAAGGCAGGAAAGUUUAUGAAUUCGGGCAUGGUCUAAGCUACACAACCUAUGCAUAUGAGUUCAUCUCAGUUCCUCAAAAGCGUCUGAAUUUAAAUUCAAUAGGAAGUUUAAAGGUUGCUAAUAAUGCUGAUUCCAUCAAGUAUGUUAUAGUUUCUGAUACGGCGUCAGAAUCCUGUAAAACGAUGAAAUUCUCUGCUACUAUUGGAGUGAAAAAUGAAGGAGAGAUGAAAGGUAAACACCCGGUGUUGCUGUACGUGAGGCAACAUAACACAGCCAAUGGAAGUCCGAUGAAGAAGUUAGUUGGAUUUCAGAGUGUGAAGUUGAAAGCAGGGGAGAAAAUAGAAGUGCAGUUUGAAUUGAGCCCUUGUGAGCAUCUCAGCAGAGCAAACGAAGAUGGGCUUAUGGUAGUAGAAGAAGGCACCCACUAUUUAGCCGUAGGUGACCAAGAGUUCCCCAUUGCUGUCAAUGUAGCUUGAUUGAUGACUUCUAUAUUGAUGAAGUAUCCAGCAUCAUCCCAUCAGAAGUUUUCUUCUCGCUGAAAGUCAGAUGACAGUAAAAAUUAUAGGCUGAGUUACUGAAUAACAGUAGCAAGUUCGCAACUGGCACUCUUACAUCAGAUGAAAUUUGCUUAUUUUUACUCGAAACUUCGAAAUUAAAAGAUAAAAUAAAGUAAAUUAUUCAUCUA
This is a messenger RNA of Amaranthus tricolor (Joseph's coat), 2584 nucleotides long. RefSeq names its product probable beta-D-xylosidase 7. The record is from RefSeq and is a predicted model, not a curated record. The coding region runs from base 36 to 2375 and encodes 779 amino acids. The transcript is spliced from 7 exons. Gene Ontology annotation, molecular function: alpha-L-arabinofuranosidase activity; xylan 1,4-beta-xylosidase activity. Gene Ontology annotation, biological process: xylan catabolic process; arabinan catabolic process. NCBI's taxonomy places the organism in Eukaryota, Viridiplantae, Streptophyta, Magnoliopsida, Caryophyllales, Amaranthaceae. Gene Ontology annotation, cellular component: plant-type cell wall.